AUGUAUCUCUCAAAUCUCUCAUACGUUCUGGGGUGUUUGCCUCUUCUCGCUACUGCCGCACUUAGCAAACGUCAGAAUUCAACUGCACCUACGGUCCAAGUACUGAAUGGUAGCUACUAUGGCGUCCACUCCCAAGAGUACUCUCAGGAUUACUUCCUCGGCAUCCCUUUUGCUCGACCACCAGUUGGCGACCUCCGUUUCCGUCCUCCGCAAUCUCUAAACACCACGUUCAACGACACUCGCAACGCAACCGAGUACUCCCCCGCAUGUAUCGGCUACGGCUCCGACACCUGGGUCCUUGGAAAUUACAUUUCUGAAGAUUGUCUGACCGUCAAUGUCAUUCGUCCAGAGGGUGUAGCGCCUGGUACUAAUCUUCCUGUUGGUGUAUGGAUUUAUGGCGGUGGCAAUACCAAUGGUGGAAAUAGCGAUCCUAGAUAUAAUGCUAGCUUCAUUGUCAGACAGAGUGUGCAGAUGAGAGCGCCUAUGAUUGUGGUGCAAUUGAAUUAUAGGUUGCAGGCCUGGGGGUUCUUGUUUGGGAAUGAGGUUGUGGAGAGUGGAAAUGCGAAUCUGGGGAAUAGAGAUCAGAGAUUGGCUUUGCAAUGGGUUCAAGAAAACAUCGCAGCUUUCGGAGGCGACCCCUCUAAAGUAACCAUCUGGGGCGAAAGUGCUGGCGCCUCAGGGGUAGGAAUGCAACUCCUGGCCUACGGCGGUAGAAAUGACAACCUCUUCCGCGCAGCCAUAGUCCAAUCCGGCGGACCAGUUGCCUCCUCCCGCCUUCUCACCCCCUCCCAAUGGCAACCCUACUACAACAAUAUCACCCUCGCAGCCGGUUGCUCCAACGCAACCGACACCCUCGCCUGUCUCCGCACCAUCCCAACCGACACCCUCUCUUCCAUACUCAACUCCACCGUAACAACCGGCUUCCCCUGGGGCCCCCAAGUCGACAACGACUUCCUCCUCGCCCCCUUCACCGCCUCCCUCCAAGCCGGCAACUUCGUCCGCGUCCCCAUCCUCACGGGCCGCAAUCACGACGAAGGAACCGAUUUCGCUCCAAAGGGCAUCAAUACCACCGACCAAUUCCUUGCCAACGUCCGCUCCCAAGGCCCAGACAACGCAACCGCCGUCACAAUCGCGGCUCUCUACCCAGAUAUCCCAGCCAUCGGCAUCCCCGCCACUCUUGACGGCCGUCCCACCGGGCCCCUCGCAUCCUACGGCGUGCAGUGGAAGCGUAUCUCCUCCUACAUUGGCGACCUACGUCAACACGUGCCCCGCCGCAUCGUGAAUCAAGUCUGGAGCAAGUACAACGUGACGAACUACAGUUAUCACUUUAACGUCAUCCCGAAUGGGGCGGGUGCGUGGUUAGGCAGUGGACAUUUCCGGGAGGUAGCAUUCGUCUUUGAUAAUACGGAUGGUCUGGGGUAUAAGAACGUCGUUGCCGUGAAUCCUUUUGAGGGGAAGGGCGAGGAGUUCUUUUUGUUGGCCAGACUGAUGAGUCGCAUGUGGGUUAGUUUUAUUACGGGGGGGAGUCCGAAUGAUUCUGGUGUGAGUUGUGUCAACUGGCCCGAAUAUACGCUCGAGAAUCCUAGGAAUAUGGUGUUCGAUGUUAAUGUCACGAAAUUGGCGUAUGUGGAGCCGGAUACUUAUCGUGCCGAGGGGAUUCAGUAUCUUGCGGAUCGGUUUGCGGAUGUUUAUAAUAGAUAG
Glarea lozoyensis ATCC 20868 is the source of this 1701-nucleotide messenger RNA. RefSeq names its product alpha/beta-Hydrolase. Gene Ontology annotation, molecular function: carboxylic ester hydrolase activity. The transcript has 3 exons. NCBI's taxonomy places the organism in Eukaryota, Fungi, Ascomycota, Leotiomycetes, Helotiales, Helotiaceae. Bases 1 to 1701 code for a protein of 566 amino acids. The record is from RefSeq and is a predicted model, not a curated record.